AAUGAAUGUUUUUGAGAACUGGUCACACCCACGCAACACGAUGUUGCUGAUUUUAGCUAAUUGGAAAUAUGCAUUUGAAUCCUGAACGCUUAGAGUAUUACCAAAAGCGUUUAAGCCAACUUUUGCAGAAUGCCACACAACAUAUACGCAGCUAUCACAACGAGUUGACCACCCUAAAAGGUCCCCAACUAAUUGAGCAGACGCAAAAUUUAUGGGAACUAAGUCAACGGUAUCGGUUGGUGGCCAGCUCAAAUGCUUCUGCCGGUCUUGCUUUGCUUUCAGCAUGUCAGGAUGUUUUUACAGCCAUCUAUGAAACAAUUUCCCAACUAAAUGAAGAUCUAAUUGAGUUGGCCAAAGAUGUGAAAGAGUUUCAACUGGAAUGUCGCUCCUUGCAGGCAGAACAGGAUGAUGAAUGGAGUCAUCUGGUCGACUGGAACACUUGGCUAAAAAAGACUUUAAUUGUUUUCCAGACUCAGGCCAAAUAUUUGGAGUUAAGUAUGCGUUCCAUGCUGCCAAAACGUAUAGAAAAUUCCGUUGUGGAGCAGUUUAGAAAAGAUUUACAAUUACCCGAGAAUUAUGUAGCCUCCAUUUAUCUUGGUUUGGCUAAAGCCCAUUUAAAACCCGGAAUGCUUCUCCCGACCAGAUAAUAAUGGCUAACCACCAGAUGUUUUCCUGCCUGAUUCAUCCAUGUUUUCCCAAAGGGUUCUUACCAUAUAAGAUUUAAAUUGGCAAAUUUAAAAAAGAAACUGGAAUACAUAAAUAAAUAUAGCUCUAGAUUUUAUUUAUCAAAAUAUA
Messenger RNA from Drosophila willistoni, 795 nucleotides. RefSeq lists its product as uncharacterized. The record is from RefSeq and is a predicted model, not a curated record. Bases 69 to 647 code for a protein of 192 amino acids. The transcript has 3 exons. Lineage: Eukaryota; Metazoa; Arthropoda; Insecta; Diptera; Drosophilidae.